Molecule: messenger RNA, 1065 nt
Organism: Daldinia decipiens
Lineage: Eukaryota; Fungi; Ascomycota; Sordariomycetes; Xylariales; Hypoxylaceae
Product: major facilitator superfamily domain-containing protein
Exons: 2
Coding region: 1-891 (296 amino acids)
Biological process (GO): transmembrane transport
Molecular function (GO): transmembrane transporter activity
Source: RefSeq, a predicted model, not a curated record
AUGGCGGAUAUGUACCACGCGAAAGAUCGUGGUAAGUCAUUUCCCAUCGCCUCUUUUCUUCCGUAUCUGGGUCUGGCUCUGAGCCCUAUCAUCGGCGGGGCCGUUGUACAGCUUGUCUACUGGCCGUGGCUCUUCUGGAUCGUGAGCACCUUCGACGCAUUCAUAACCCUAUUGGGGGCAUUUAUCAUUAAAGAGUCGUACACUCCGGUUCUACUACGUCGAAAGGCGGCCGUGAGAUCCGAGUCGGUCGUGCCAGCUUCAUCUCCAAAGCAAUGGGCGUCCUGGAAAGACUUUUUCUCCCGGCUAGCGAUCUAUCUUCGACGACCGCUUCGGCUCCUUAUCCGGCAACCAAUUAUUCAGGUUAUACCUCUCGUUCUUGCCUUGAACUUUGGUAUCUAUACAUUAAUGAUCUCAACUUUUGCAAUGCUCUGGAUCGAUUGGUACGAGCAAUCCCCUCUCAUUGGCAGUUUACACUACCUAUCUAUCUUUCUCGAUUGGCUUUUGUAUGACGGCGCAGAUAGGGGCAAGAUGGUCCUUAUACAUAGACGGCUACGUGAUCGACCAAAGAAUAAGGGUGAGGAUCGGCCUGAGUUUCGCGUUCCGUAUAUGAUUCCUGGGGUCCUUUUCAUUCCCGUGGGGCUCUUUUGGUACGGAUGGACAGCAGAAUGCCGCAUUUCUUGGGUCAUGGUUGACAUCGGUGCUAUCAUAUUCACGUGUGGAUGCUCAAUUCUAGCUCAAGCUCUGCUAGCAUACACUCUUGACAUGUUUGGCGAGCUGGGUGCCUCGGCGCAUGCCGCCACGGGAUUUCUAUCUAACAUACUAGGAUUCGUCUUUCCAAUAUUUGCCUCUCAACUGUACGAUAGCACAGUCUCCUGGCAUUCGUUUUUGUAGCCCUUGGUCUCCCCGUGCCGUUACUUUUGUGGGUUUGGGGGGAUAGGUUGAGAGCGCUGGGGAAAUAAUGACACGAUUAUAAUUGAAAUGGCUGCCUUCUUCCUUGGCCAUACGGAUGUAUGAAACAAUCUCGUAUGAUUUUGGUUUAUGUUGUGCGGUUUACCUCUGAAAAUG